AUGAAGACUACUAUUACUGAUAAUCUUUCAUGGAAUAAAAUUCGAAAUUCUGUAAUUCAAACAGAAGAAUUUCUUAGUACCGGAGGUAAUUUACGCCUUUCAACGAAAGAAGUUUUUGUUGAUAGAAUUUUAAUGAAAUACAAAAAUGAUGAGCUUAAUGAAGGCUUUAACAAUCUAGAAAAGUUAGCUGCUAGUAUGCAUUUUUUCAAGGCUAAGCAAUUGAUUGAUAACUCUGAAGUUUUUAAGCUUUUAAAAUUAAUGCCAAAAGGAGGUCUUUUACACGGUCAUAAUGCAGCUAUGGUUUCAUCGGAAUGGAUUAUAAAAAAUUUAACUUAUUAUCCUGGUUUACUAAAAUGUACUAAUAAAGAUGGAGUGGUUAUAUUUUCAUUCAGAAAAUCUGAUUCACAUAAUUGUAACACAAAUUAUGAAUUGGUGGCAAAUGAAAGAAAUCGCUCUAACAAUCCUGAAUUUUAUGAUCGAAUUUUGGAAAAAUCUAUUAAUUUAUACGUUCCUAGACCGGAAGUGGAAUAUCCAAAUAUUAAAGUAGUUUGGGACAAGUUUCAAAAUAUAUUCUUAACUGUAAAUGAUUUUAUUAAAUUUUUACCAGUUUUCAAAGCCUAUCAUUAUCGCUUAUUAGAAGAAAUGUAUCAAGAUGGAAUUUUUUACAUUGAAAUGAGGCAUACAUUCUCUCAGGGCUAUGAUCAUAAAAAUUCUUUAAGCGCUAUUGAAAUGACCUUAGAACUUUUAAACGUUGUCAAAGAUUUCAAACGCACACAUCCAGACUUCAUUGACCUUAGAGCUAUUUAUCAAGUGAAAAGACGCAUCACAAUCGAAGAAUUGUCACAACAAAUUUCACAAUUUUUAACACUGCGUUCAUAUUUUCCAGAAUUUAUAAUUGGAAUUGACUUAGUGGGGCAAGAAGACACUGGAAAUUCUCUGUAUUAUUAUUAUAAGUUAUUGCAACAGUUAUCUCCUACCAAUAGGUUUUUCUUUCAUGCUGGCGAAACAAAUUGGUAUGGAGUUGCUGCUGAUUACAAUAUCUUGGAUGCUAUUUUACUAAAUACGACCAGGAUUGGACAUGGUUAUGCACUAGUAAAACAUCCGGUUCUUUGGAAUUCUGUUAAACGUUAUGGCAUUGCUAUAGAAGUUAGUUUGAUUUCAAAUCAAAUUCUACAUUUAGUUGAGGAUUUACGAAAUCAUCCUGCGGCAUUUUAUAUUUCUGAAAAUAUACCAAUUGUUAUAACAAAUGAUGACCCAGGCUUUUGGAAUGCUAAAGGUUUAAGCUAUGAUUUUUAUUACUGUCUAAUGGCUGUCGGUUCAAAUAGAGCUGGUUUAAAACUAUUGAAGCAAUUAAUUAUCAAUUCUUUAAAAUACAGUGCAAUGACUUCUAACGAUAAAAAUAUUGCAAUAAAAAUUUUUCACAAACGAUGGAAUAAUUUUUUAGAUCAUAUAAUAAAAAACUAUAAUUUAUACAAUUCAAAAAACUAA
Condylostylus longicornis is the source of this 1488-nucleotide messenger RNA. Its product is annotated as adenosine deaminase 2-like. Gene Ontology annotation, biological process: adenosine catabolic process; inosine biosynthetic process. Lineage: Eukaryota; Metazoa; Arthropoda; Insecta; Diptera; Dolichopodidae. The coding region runs from base 1 to 1488 and encodes 495 amino acids. The record is from RefSeq and is a predicted model, not a curated record. The transcript is spliced from 8 exons. Gene Ontology annotation, molecular function: adenosine deaminase activity.